Tremella mesenterica DSM 1558 is the source of this 1653-nucleotide messenger RNA. RefSeq lists its product as uncharacterized. The record is from RefSeq and is a predicted model, not a curated record. Bases 1 to 1653 code for a protein of 550 amino acids. Lineage: Eukaryota; Fungi; Basidiomycota; Tremellomycetes; Tremellales; Tremellaceae. The transcript has a single exon.
AUGGCGAGUACUAAAUGUGGAAUCCACGUAUCGUUCACUGACAGGCAGGCUUUCAUCGUUUCUGAAACCGACCCCAGCAUCUCUGUCCUCUCUCAAAUCGCCCUGCAAAGUUUCACUAAGUACCGAACAACAGUACAGGACUCUGCUGGCGCAACCAUGCUCCCCGCCGUCCCUGUGUGGGAUGAAGAAAAGGGGCAUUUCCAAAUUGCUAUUGAUGCUGGUAAGAACUCCAAAACCAGAACUCUGUCCCAGGCAUAUCAGACUUCGGUACUAGACUGGUUCAAGGCCAAUCCGACUAUCGAGAGCAGAGAUCCAGAGGCAAUUCGAGAUCUGGCAUGGAAUGCACGAAAAAGUCUUGGGGUAAGAUUUGAAGGUCUUGAUUUGGUUUUGUUACCCGCAGCACAUCACUAUGAGUCCAUUCCAUACAGAGAUGGCCCUUGGGAAAAUCCUUCCCAAGUACUUGUUGUCAGUACCUUCUGGAGCGCAGCUCAUGGUACAAGCAUGAUAGAUAUUGGGCCCCCAACUGGUGUCAAUUAUACUGAAGACACACUUUUGCUCCAAAAAGAAUAUGAGAUGGAAUUAACAGUACUGAGAGAUAACUCUGCCGACGUUCACCAUGAUCCCUUCCGGACCAGGGACCUUGCCUUGCUCGGGGCAACGAGGGUGCUUGCUGCGGAUAAAAAGUGGACCGACUUCCGCAUUGUAGUGCCCAAAAUCGGGUCCACCCGAAGGCAGAGGAUGCUGAUGGAACGAAAUGACGGAUUCCUUGCAACACAACCUCAACAAUCAUUCAUGAGAAGACCACACCUGAGGAGCCACUCUUUCACUGAGCCAGACAUACCUGCCUCCACUGACAACGAAACUCUUGCCCUUACAGAGAAGUUCACCAGUAUCACUGCACAUCUCCCGCCGGAUUACCCCAUAAAGGGGCUGGUUGUCAAAGUCAGUUGGAAUGAUCGCAUCAGAUGUUGGUCAGUCAUCAGUGGGGGAGAUUUGAGGGAUGAUAUCAAAAGGUUGAGCAGUGCCUACUGUGAAGCUAUAACACGGUUAGCAUGGAAACGUUCCACAAACUUACGAGACGCUGGAGCAGUCCAUGCGGACGCCAUAGAUGCUAUAACAGAGAUUCUUGCUGAGCCUGAAUGGCACAGAUACCAUAUACACUUACUCCUACGAGACCCAUAUGCUACCGCACGCAUGCCAAGACGGCCUCAUCUUUCCCUCAAAAGACGGAACUUGUCUGCGGAUGUGAACACGACGGAAAGAGACCCAUCGGCAGUGCUUGAGUCCUUGGUUCUUUGGAACGGCACUUGGUAUUUGAAGGUUGGCUCUAAGGAUGACUCUGUUCUGACUGUUUGUCAGAUCCAAGCCAUCAAAGCAUUCAUGGCACAGAUGGAGAAAGAGCAAAGUAGUAGCCAAGGUCCAUCCCCAAUGCCUCAUGAUCCAUAUCCGCUUCUGAGAGCCGCUAAAGCCGCACGGUUGGUCCUUUUGAAUGACACAAGAUUCAAGGAUCUUACAAUUGAAGUUCCUAGAAUUGUGUCUAACUUGCAAUGGGUCAAAGUAUCGGACCUUGGCCCGAGUGCGGCCUCACGACUUCAGGUCCUUGGGUAUGUCCAGGCGGCCUGCGGCGGAACAGUAGAGUACCGACUCUCAUAG